Babesia ovata is the source of this 1758-nucleotide messenger RNA. Its product is annotated as tRNA (guanine-N1)-methyltransferase, putative. Bases 1 to 1758 code for a protein of 585 amino acids. Gene Ontology annotation, molecular function: protein binding. The transcript has 2 exons. The record is from RefSeq and is a predicted model, not a curated record. NCBI's taxonomy places the organism in Eukaryota, Apicomplexa, Aconoidasida, Piroplasmida, Babesiidae.
AUGGUGUUGCUAACGGACUACAAUUUGCUGAUCGAGUCGAUUUAUUCCCACCGGUCGGAGUGCGUGCUGGCCCACCUCCAGAGCGGAUGCUUCUUCGAGACCGACCUUCGUGGCCUCUUCCGCGGCGACGAGGUGGGCGUAGAUCGCCGUAUCAAGCGUCAUUUAUCUGCGCCCUGCAUAUUUCCGUCGGUUCAAUCCGUGAUUCCGGCCUACGCGCGUACCACCGCGCUGUCUGUCUGCCGGGAUUCCUGCGGGGGGGUAUACCAUGACCUCGAGACAGGAAAAUGCAUCAGCCGCAUAUCGCGCUCGGUGUACUCGAACCGAGUGCCCACUGGAAUCACGGAUCUGGGUGGAACGUGCACGCAUCUGGCAUCCGCGUCGGACAGCAACAGUCCCCUGGUGUUCCUCUCAACCGCCCUGGGUGACAUAAAUGUGAUUGAUUUGCGCGUCGGCGUGAAAGGUGAAUUCGGACACCCGGUGAUGAGCCUGUGCCGCUGCCACUCCGGAGCGAUUUCCUGCAUGUACAACUUCCGCGGGUACAGCUUCAGUCUCGUCUCCGGAGGGUACGAAGAUGGGAAACUCAACUUCUUCGACUUGCGAUUUCCGUACGACCACGUCAAGAGCCCGUACGUGGAGCGCCCUAUGCCGCUGCGGUCGUUCGAGAUGCACCUGAGGAACCAGACGAAGUACGUCGACAUGGACGAGACCGACCAGCAAAUUCUGAAGCACAUGAAGCUGGGGCGCCUGACCAGUAUGGCGGUGAGUCACGACGAGCGGUUGAUAGCACUCGCAAAUGGGCAGUCGGAGGUUGUUAUUUGCUCCGCCCACGAAGAUGUGCGCGUACUGAAGAUGGGUUUCCUGUCCUCCAAGGACGACUACGCGACCUCGGUCAAGUUCGGCCCGCGUGACAUGGAGCUGUAUUGCUCGACGUAUGACCUGCUCGCCGGCAUAGAGCGGUGCAAGCGUUAUUUGCCAGGCGCUGCUGCCGUUGAUUCGGAUGUUCCGUAUCCCUACCCAUAUAACUUUGUCAUGUGGCCCAUGCUGAACUUCAUGAGCAACGAUUGGGUGACAUCGUCGGUGGAGCAGUUCGGGUACCGGGACGAUUUCGAGCUUGUGGAAGACAUGCAUACCAGUGCACUGUUUGGAGCCUCUCCGGGCAUGGUUCCCUCGAGGGGCGACGCCGACGCAAUUGCGCAAGACACGGCUGAACCUAAUACUGAGGAUGCUGCCGAGGGGAAAAUAUCGCGCCGUUCCAGUAUUCGUGAAGAUUACUACACGGAGCUCGUGCCUGAUGAGGAUGAUACGGCCGCAGACAAUGGGUGCGGUUUCAUAUCGCCGAUGGACCGCCUCAACGUGACCAGGGGGCGGGAUGCCGAGACGAAGCACCGGUCAUUCCGCAGCCACCGCCCGGGUGUCCUGCAUCCACUCAUAUUCACUAUAUGUAACGACUACGCGGUGUCUGCAGGCGGCUGCGAGGCCGGCACUGCCACCGUCGACGUCUGGGACCCGCAAAGUCAACAGCUGAUAUGCUCGGCCAGCACUCCAGAGACGCGCAACAUCCGAUUUGAGCACAUCUGCAGCGGAGACGACGGCGUCGUGCUUUUGAGUGGCACAUUCGAGCGUUCCGUUGACAGGAUCCCGUUGACGUCGGAGGAUCACGGGCACAUCAACAAGUGCGUAUGUGUUAUGAAGCCCAUUUCCAGGGAGGCGCUGGCCGCCAGCAGUGUGUCAAACAUUGUCAACUGCUCCGCGAUCUAG